AUGUCGUCAGACGACAACACAUCGAGACCGGUUGUUCGACCCGAGCACCACCAACACCAACACCAGCACCAGAAACACCUUAGCGGACCGUCGCCUUUUAGCACGAUGCUAACGCGUGUCGAAACCUAUUCCACGUACAUUCCAGAAAUGUAUGUUACACCUUUCUGUGGCGCAAUGGCCGGCAUGGCUUCGGGUGUCGUGACAUGCCCUCUCGAUGUGAUCAAGACCAAGCUACAGGCACAGGGUGGUUUUAUGCGUCGACGUCCCACCCAACUCCCUGAAACUGUGCACAUAUACCGGGGAAUGAUUGGUACGGGAAAGACAAUAUGGAGGAACGACGGAAUUCGAGGUUUAUAUCAAGGAUUGGGGCCAAUGCUGCUUGGCUAUUUGCCAACAUGGGCUGUCUACCUUACAGUAUACGACAAAACAAGGGCAUUUUAUGAAGAGACAACAGAUAAUUGGUGGCUCUCAAGGACAUAUGCAUCCGUUACUGCUGGAACGUGUUCAACAAUAGCAACGAACCCUAUCUGGGUGAUCAAGACGAGGUUGAUGUCGCAAGGUGUCAGGGUUUCUGGAGACGGAUUCAUUCCAUGGCAUUAUCGGAACACGUGGGAUGCUGCGCGUAAGAUGUACAUGACCGAAGGCAUCCGGGCUUUUUACUCUGGCCUCACACCGGCCCUGCUAGGUUUGUCACAUGUGGCUAUUCAGUUUCCGCUCUACGAAUAUUUCAAGAUGGCGUUCACGGGCUAUGGCAUUGGUGAGCACCCAGAUGGCGGUAACUCGCAUUGGGUUGGAAUUUCUCUAGCAACAUUCCUUAGCAAGGUCUGUGCUAGCACUGCUACAUAUCCACACGAGGUGCUGCGCACACGACUGCAAACACAGCAGCGGCACCCACCAGCGUCGUCGCCUGAAGAAAUUGCAUUUCGGGGAGGACUCGACCAUCCAGUUGAUCGUGGACGACCACCUGGUGCGGCAUCAUCUGACGGUAUGCCAAACCGGCCUCGUUAUGCCGGCGUGUGGCGUACAUGCCAGACCAUUCUUCGCGAGGAAGGGUGGCGGGCAUUCUAUUCAGGAAUCGGCACUAAUUUGAUUCGAGCCGUCCCUGCAGCUAUGACGACCAUGCUCACAUACGAAUAUCUGAAAAAGACCAUCAGCACACUUCAGCAUGAAGGACAAAAGAAGCUGGGCAAUGUAAAUGUGGCCGGUGAUACCCUUGUUUAG
Messenger RNA from Talaromyces atroroseus, 1221 nucleotides. RefSeq lists its product as hypothetical. Bases 1 to 1221 code for a protein of 406 amino acids. The record is from RefSeq and is a predicted model, not a curated record. Lineage: Eukaryota; Fungi; Ascomycota; Eurotiomycetes; Eurotiales; Trichocomaceae. Gene Ontology annotation, biological process: pyrimidine nucleotide import into mitochondrion. Gene Ontology annotation, cellular component: mitochondrion. Gene Ontology annotation, molecular function: pyrimidine nucleotide transmembrane transporter activity. The transcript has 2 exons.